GUAUCAUAUUCUUCAUUUCAAAGCUCAAAAACAUCUUUUGUAUCUUCAUUCUUGAUUAUAUCAAUAAUAUGAUUUCCGUAAAAAGAAGCAGAGAAGAUGAUAGGCAAGUGGAAGCAGAAGCCAUGGCUAACUGCGCCUUAAUGCUUUUGUCUCAUUUCAACCACAACAACACCACUUCACCAUCAUCAGAUCAUCAUCAUAUUAAUGAUUUUGAAUGUAAGACUUGCAAUAAACGCUUCCCGUCUUUUCAAGCCCUAGGUGGACACCGUGCAAGUCAUAAUAAACGGCCAAAAUUACUCGGAGAGUUUCUUGUUCAGACCAACAAAAAGAACAAGAUGCAUAAAUGCUCUAUUUGUGGUGUGGAGUUUUCUUUGGGUCAAGCAUUAGGUGGACACAUGAGACGUCACCGCGAUGAAAUUAAUAAAACGUCCAUGGUAAUACCAGUGUUGAAGAAGUCAAAUAGCAGCAAGAGGAUUUUUUGUUUGGAUUUAAACUUAACCCCUCGUGAUCAUGAUAAUGUUGAUUUCAAGUUAUGGCCGACGGCACCAAUUGCAUCUCCUGUUUUGAGAAUUUUUAUUUAAAUUCAUUGAUCAUUUGAUAUUCUUGUAAGAAUAGAAGAAGCUGUAGUUGAUUUGUUAAUUCUUUUAGGGUUAUUCAUUCAUUUUUCUUGUGUAUUU
Solanum dulcamara is the source of this 677-nucleotide messenger RNA. RefSeq names its product zinc finger protein ZAT11-like. NCBI's taxonomy places the organism in Eukaryota, Viridiplantae, Streptophyta, Magnoliopsida, Solanales, Solanaceae. The coding region runs from base 69 to 581 and encodes 170 amino acids. The transcript has a single exon. The record is from RefSeq and is a predicted model, not a curated record.